AUUCAACGAGGAACAUAUAUUGAUUGGGGCAUAUUCAAUUUUUAAUCCUACAAUUUUUUGGGAGCAAAAGUUGAAAGAAUGAUUAAAUUGUUAUAACUUAUAACCAACUUCAGUUCUUCCCAGCUAACUUCCAUGCAUCUAAUAGUUUCGACGAUGCUGCACUCAGCAGAUGUUCGUUUCAUAUGUCGACAGAAGCCCAUCGAACUAGUCCAUGGAAAAUAAAGAAGACACAUCGAUUUGUGGGUUUUCCCAAAGCUCGGGACUAGUUCACAGAGAGCAUAGUUCUCAAGAUUGUUUUCACUACGGUUUGAGUUUCAGUACAAAAUCGGUUCUCUCUUGGCCCUAGGGUUCGGCUAGCUCACUAUUUAUAAUACUCUUCUACACUAAUCAUGAGUAUAAGUCCAUGGUAUACGUAACUACUCCCUUACAUGACCCUUUAAACGAAAGCCGACUCAUGGAUUUAAAGUUUGCACAUACCCUACAUAUACCAAGUGCUUUUAAAGACAACGGUUAGUAUUGGAGAUUGCGAGGACUUGAACAGGUAACCUCAAUGGCAAACCAGCUCCGACACUAUUUUAUAGAUCAACUAAUCUUAAUAACUCAAGUUAUUGGAAGAGACCCGUAUAUGUGUAUCCACAACUUCUUGUACCAAUUUCUCAUGACUCAUUACUAAUUCCCCUGGCGUCAGUGGCGUGGAUCUACUUGUUGUUAAUAGAUCAGUAAGAAUAUUCUUCCGACGCUUAAUCACCAAAAAUGAUUCAAUUGGUGAGAACUUUCUAAAAUGGUUAAUAAGAAUAAUCUUGUGGUGUGCUGAUUUUGGGAACGGAUCAGGUCAGUAACCUUAUGGUGAGUAACCAUGAGUAACCCGUACACAUCAACAUGACAUCAACACCAUUUCUCUCCUGGAAAGUCUUUAAUUUUCCCUUCCUUAAUCUUUGACGGACGAUUUCUCACUCGUUUUAAAUCGAUUUUUUUUUCACAGUUAGAUCAGAUUAAUUAUGCGCUUCAAAAUGCUAUCCACUUCGAUAUAUUUUUCGAACAAAAAAAUUGAGCCAUUUUUUACCAGUCUAUACCAUAUGGUAUUGACUAGUAUUGAAAUAAGAGCAUACCUAUGGUUUGAAAAGCGUACCAUGGUGGUAUGAACAAACCAAGACUGCAAGAUGGUUGAAUACAUGAUAGUAGAAGUAUAUUAACUGUCAUUUACGACUUUUAACAUUGUAUAUCAUAAGAUACCAUCUCGUACCAGGGUGGUAUUAUGUGGUAUUGUGUGGUAUUUUUUGGUCCUGUAAUUUGUCACCCAGAAAUUUGUAGAUCCAAUAGAUCAUGAUGAACUCGUCCUUUCUGUGCAAACGUUUUCAAAAACGAAUUAAAAACGAAGAAAAUACCAUAUGGUAUAUAGUUGGUACGGAGAGGCAAGAUUUUUUUUCUCAAAAAAUAUUGAAAAUAGAUCUCAUUUUGUAGAGCACGAUAAACUCGUUCCAUCUGUGCAAAAAAAAAUUAAAAUCCGAAUUAAAACGAAGAAGAUAUGAGCCGAUUAAGAAAGUUAGGAAACAUAAAAAUGGUCUUUAAUUGUCCAUCUUUAAAUCUGGAUUUUGUAAAUGAAGAGUCCAGAUUUAAUUAUUGAUGGGUGCAUAACCCAUGAUUAUGCACCCUAUCUUGACCCGCUGAUUUUGUGCGUGUAGAAUUUAACUUGAUAUAUAACUGGAAACAAUUUAAUCAAUGGAUUAUUCUGAUUGGCAUGCAAUGCAUGAGUGGAGUGGAUGGAGAUGAGUUAACAACUAUCUGUCAAUUCAGUUUUCCCAUCCAGUGGAUGAGAAUGACAAUUGGGAAGCAGGGAGUCAAUUAUCAUCAUUCAUUCAUUUCUGUCCAUCAAAUUUAAGCACGCGUGUGGGUAUCUAUGGCUGCACUGAUUGCAUCCUAAUUUGGAAGCAGACUUUUGACACCUCAAUUAAUAUGGCUUUCAUACGUGUCUAUAGUUUGCACCAACCGUAGUGGGAGUUAUACGACAAAUUCAGUGAUAGGGUAUUUUGUAUUAAAAUUCGUAGUUGAAUUAUGGUUCAACUGUUUCGUAUUGCUAAAACCGACCACCAUAGGCGGAGGCAGGGGUGUUUGCCCCUAUCCCAGAACAGGGGUAACUUUUGAGGAGGGAAAAAACUAACCUCACAUAUAUUUGUACAGAUCGAAUUAAUACUUACAGUUACAAGUACCAUAACGAUAUUUUAACAUUACAACAUAACUCAUUAUUUGUUCAUUAAUUCACAAAAAAUAAUUAAAUUACAUGACACUAUCAUUUUACAACAGCUCGUUAGGUAUUAUCACGAUAUUAUGGUGUAAACAAUGAAUGUAUUUUACAUUUUUUCAUAAUAUGAAAACUCGUCCUGGUUAUUUAUGAAACACUAAUUGUAUUAGUCAGUUUUUUUUUCUCUGUGAAUGAAUUAUUAAGAUAAUAUUAAUUUUAAUUAUAUUUAUAAAAUAUUUUAUAUAUUCUGAAUAAAUGACAUGGGUAGUUUGAAAUCCUGACUCCGCCACUGCCGACCACAAUCAAAGAGUUGAUGGCUGUGUAACAUUUAUUUAUCACUAAACCACCUUACUUCAUGCUAUAUUUGUCAUUUCGAAAAUCAUAUAAGAGAUAGUUGUCAAUAAAUUGAAAUGGUUGUGUCUGUAUUUUGAUAUUACAGCUAAUCCUGUAACUUAAAGUGUGGUUACUGUUUUCCCAAAAGUGAGAUUUUUCUUAACUAUAUGAAUCAAUAAAAGCAAGAAGACGUGUGUACUUCUUUUGACUAAACUGGUAUGGGAAAUGAGAAAAGGGCAUGGAACUCUAUCUUAGCUUCUAAUUAAGAGCGGGGGAACAGAAGAAGAAGCAAAAGUACUAUCAAAGUUUAGCAUCAAUUUACAUUGACCACAACAAGAAUACACUAAAAGAAAAAGUGAUAAUACGUGUGGACAAUUUUCACCAAAUUUCCAAUAAAUCACCCAUUUGUCAAUUUAAGGAAAACAAAAGGUACAAAGAACAGUUGCCACCAGCUACGAAAUUCAGAGUUAAAUAAGCGAGAGUGGUUAGCACAAAUCUAUCAACGCGUACGCCAAACCUAAAACAAAAAGACACCCCCGCUAAUUAAACAAAUAGGUGGAUUUGUUUAAGGUAUGUUUUUAGUACACCAUAAUCAUAAUGUUUGAGGUAUAAUCAGUUUAUAUGAUAAAGAAAUUCUUACGAAAAUAUAUAGGUAUAAAUCACAAUGUUAAAUGUAUAAAUUCAAUUUUUAUUAUAAAAAACUUGCUCAAAGAGGUAUAUGUCCAAGUUGAUUAGUACUACAACGUUAAAGAUACAAAUCCAUUUUGUAGCAUAAUCUUUUUUUUAACACAUCAAAGCACCGAUGCUUAUGAACAUAGUAACUGUGACAUUCCAAACCUUUUCCCGACUAAAUAUUGUCCGCUUUAGUUAUAAACCUGCAUGAAUUUUGCAUUGGGGUGCAUAUCAGGUGGUUUUCCUUAAGGUCACCCACCCUUGCAGUGUUUCACAAUCAACACGUUUAACAGAGUUCUCACAAGGACUUAUCCAUUUCACACUAAAACACGUCUUGUCCGUUAAGAUUAGUUUCGUAUUUAUGAACCAUGAAUCUCUCUCGUAUUUUAUCGAUGUGAAAUUCGACUAAAAUAUUAAGCUUUGGUUUAUAAUUAAAAAAAAGUGUUGGCUGUUGGUCCCCCUAAAGCGAUAAAGAAAGAAAAUUGGUACUUUGGUGGUAGAAACUCAAAGAAGAAGAAGAGGAUAGAGUUUGGCUGCUGCUAAUGCUACAAUGCAUAGCCGCAGACCAUAGUCUUCUCCUCCUACUACUCGAUAAUGAUUCUUUGGCAAUUGCCUGCCGAAAGGUUCAAACCAUUGUUUAUUGCUUUAAACAAACGUCCCAAUCACACCAAUUAGUUCAUUCAUAUUGCUCAUCAUUCAAUUCAUAUUCUUCAUCAAUAGCUUCAUUUCUUAAGAGAGAAUGAACUACUUUGCAUCUUUCAUUUUUAUUUCUAAUUUAUGUGAUUGAUAAUGAUUCUCCUUCUUAAAUAGUAUGUGAAUGUUCAUGAAUAUUUAUUGGCGUAUAUUUAAUAUUUCAUUCGCUCGAGCAAAUGGCUAUCAGUAAUGUCUCAGUGUUGAUUUAACCAGAUUAAAUCUGGCAAGACCCCAAAAUCAUACAUAUUUUAUACCUUCUUUUACUAACAAUUGUGAUGUAGGUGGUGCCGAAUUCAUCAAUCAUUAAUAUUAAGAGGAAGAGGUGUUUUCACUGGGUAUCCCUGCCUAGUACUCACACGUGCAAUUAGCUGCCAAUCUCGAUAGAUUUUCUUGUAUUGCGCAGCUAUCUCGUUGAGCUCUAUUUAAAUUUAAACUAUGAAUUCUCAUUAUAUUUACGUGCGAUUAGCAUUAGUUAUAGUAAUGUCAAACAGGUGGGACGGGACGGGCGGUACAUGCGGGACAGGUCGACCAACUCUUACAUGUUAUUCGGAAAAAAACACAUAAAUUUUUUAGUUUUUACGAUAAAAUUAAGGGAAAACACUUUAUGAAUGAAAAUGAGUGAUAAUAGGUAAUUGAAUCUAACUAGUUGAAAGAUCAAGUCUAAUUAGUUGAUGAAAGAUCAAAAUAUGAACAAAUAUUGAAAAUGCAGACUGUUUGCAUGCUGCUUGCGGUUGCGGCCAUGAAGGGUUAGGGUCUGACAUAGUUGGAUGUUAAAAAUGCAUUCUUGCAUGGAGACUUGAAGGAGACAAUUUAUAUGGAAUGUCCUCCCGGCUAUUCCAACGACAAGUCAAAAGUUUGCUUACUUCGCCGCUCUCUGUAUGGAUUGGAACAGGCGCCCCAGGCCUGGUUUGAAAAAUUCCGGAGUACUAUCCUGCAGGCUGGCUUUCAUCAAAGUGAUAAUGACCCUUCUUUGUUUCUACGACGUACGUCUCGUGGACUCACUAUGCUACUUAUCUAUGUUGAUGACAUGGUGAUAAGUGGUGAUGAUCAGGACGGGAUUCAGUUUCUUACUGGAGUUCUUAGGGAUGCUUUUAAUCUCAAGGAGCUUGGUGAUCUAUCAUAUUUUUUGGGGCUUGAGAUUCAUCGAUCUACGUUGGCUUGCUAGUAUGUCAACAGAAGUAUGUGGUGGAUCUAUUAGAACAGGCUAAUAUGGAGUCGUGUGUUCCGUGUGCUACGCCCAUGGAACAAAAUCUGAAGUUACGACGAGAUGACAGUGAUCUUCUACCUGACAGUUCUCAGUAUCGUAGCAUAGUGAGCAGCCUUAUCUAUUUGACUCAUACUCGUCCAGACAUCUCCUAUGUAGUCCAGGUGGUCAGUCAAUUCAUGUCGGCUCCCCAGUCGUCUCAUCUUCUUGCCAUCAUGCGCAUUUUGCGCUAUCUUAGUGAUACUCAGGAUGUUGGCCUCUUCUUUCCUGCGACUGGUACACCUGAUAUAGAAGCAUAUGCAUAUGCUGACUAUGCUAGUUGCAUGGAUACUCGACGCUCGACGUCUGGCUGGUGUGUGAAAGAGGGUUCAUCGUUCAUUUCUUGGCGUUGUAAGAAGCAAGACCGGGUGUCUAAGUCCUCCACUGAGGCCGAAUAUCGUUCGAUGUCCGAGGUGACUUCGGAGUUGGUCUGGUUGCGUCAGUUACUAGAGGAACUUGGUGUGGUUAGUAUCUAUCCUAUGCGUUUAUAUGUCGAUAAUACCAGUGCGAUUAAGAUUGCUACUAAUCUUGUGCUCCAUGAUCAUACGAAGCACAUUGAAGUUCAUGUUCACUAUAUCCGCCAGUUGGUUGCUGAAGGACAUAUUUUGCUAUCCUACAUCACUUCAGAGGACCAGACCGCAGACCUGCUUACUAAAGCGGUGGCUACCUCUCGUCACUGGUUUCUAGCACACAAAUUGAUGUUACGCAAGUACCAUCAAUUUGAGGGAGGGUGUUAAAAGUAUAGGUAGCAAAAUAUAAUUAACUUGUAUUU
Messenger RNA from Linum trigynum, 5952 nucleotides. The record is from the annotation of a GenBank genome assembly. NCBI's taxonomy places the organism in Eukaryota, Viridiplantae, Streptophyta, Magnoliopsida, Malpighiales, Linaceae.